AUGGGUCGACAGAUUAGGCCCGCCCGGGUCUACCAGACGAUGAGCCAGGAGCUCAGCACAAAGAUCCUGCCUGGCUUUACCGUCCAGGAGCCGCCAUGGUUCCAGGUCAUGAGAGAUAUCCCGCCCUCUGAGAUCCUCACGAGACCAGUCAUGGUUCAGAAGAAGUCCGCAAACCUGAAGCUCCGCAAGCCAAGCAACAUCUACAAGCCCCCGAUAAUAAAGCACCAGGAGGACAGUCUGCGAGUGACCUUCUACAAAGAUCAUCCGUGGGAGCUGGCACGUCCGAGAAUAGUCCUCGAGUCCGACGGAAAGGACGCGCAAAAAUGCGAUUGGUCCAAGGGACUGCGUCAGCCCGGCUUGCCCUUGACCGGUGAAUGUGUCGUCCAGCGCCAGCUCUGGCUGAUGCAUAACCAGAAGCUUAAGCGAAACCAAGCUUACGAUGUCGCGAGAAAGGAGUUCUAUGCGCUGCGCCAGGAGGAGGAGAUCGAGAAACGCGUUGCCCGGGAGGAGGCCAGACACGUCGGUGCGUACUUUGGCAAGAACAGGCUGGCGAUCAGCCAGGACCUCGAGAACAAGGAGUUCGAGCGCUGGAAGGGCUGGGCGAGCAAGCAGUCGCUUGCGAUGGAGGAGACCAAGAGUAAUAGCUACGGCAAUUUUGGUGAGGCAGAAGAGAAGCCCGAGGCGAGCCCGGAACCGACUUUGCUUUGA
This is a messenger RNA of Colletotrichum higginsianum IMI 349063, 708 nucleotides long. Its product is annotated as 37S ribosomal protein S25, mitochondrial. The transcript is spliced from 2 exons. The coding region runs from base 1 to 708 and encodes 235 amino acids. Lineage: Eukaryota; Fungi; Ascomycota; Sordariomycetes; Glomerellales; Glomerellaceae. Gene Ontology annotation, molecular function: structural constituent of ribosome. The record is from RefSeq and is a predicted model, not a curated record. Gene Ontology annotation, cellular component: mitochondrial small ribosomal subunit.